This is a messenger RNA of Centruroides sculpturatus (bark scorpion), 1089 nucleotides long. RefSeq names its product hemicentin-1-like. Gene Ontology annotation, molecular function: protein binding. The transcript has 5 exons. The annotation marks the transcript as partial. NCBI's taxonomy places the organism in Eukaryota, Metazoa, Arthropoda, Arachnida, Scorpiones, Buthidae. Gene Ontology annotation, biological process: cell-cell adhesion. The record is from RefSeq and is a predicted model, not a curated record.
UUUAUUUUUUCUUUAGCUUCUAUUAGAAUACUGCAACCUCUUCCUGCUACAACUAUAGUUGAUCUUGGAUCAAAAUUAACACUGUCUUGUAAUGUGAGUGGCAUUCCAAAUCCACAAUUCAGCUGGUUUAAAGAUGGACAGAAGCUGGCCUCUGAAUUAAAGCGGAGAAUACGCGAGUUAGAAAAUGGAAUUCUAGUAUUUACCACUUUGGAAAAAUUGGAUGAAGGAAAUUAUACCUGUCAUGCUGAAAAUGAUUUUGAUGCUCUGAAUUUAAGUACUCGAGUUAUUAUUCAAACUCCUCCAGACAAAUUGGUUGAUGUCAGCGUUCACCCAACAACAAUUGUAGCCACCAUCCGCUGGAGAGUUUCAGACGAUGGUGGUUAUCCAAUAACUCAUUUUACUCUGAUGUACCGUCCAUUACAUUCCAAUGAGAGAAUUGCUGCUUGGCAUAUCCCAUUUCCUAUUCUCAUUAGUCCAAUUGCACGUCAAUUUCUUGUAUAUAAUCUGCAACCGGGAAUGGAUUACAUUUUUCGCCUCUGGGCCAACAACAAAUUGGGUCCGGGAGAAGCAACUGUAGUGCAAGCCUCGACGACAAACACAUUAGAGUCUCCAGACGUGAUUCGACAUAUGUUGGCCAAUUCUGACGAGUUCAGUUCAGCAGUGUGGAUGGUGGCCAUAUCUGUAGUCAUGGGUACAGUACUUGUUUUGUCCUGUUUGAGCUGCAUACUUAUAUAUAAAGAAAGUAGAAAUGGUAUUGCAGAAGGGCCGGAGGUGACGGCACGAGUCAUUGCCAAUCCGGGAUUCGAGAUCAACCUGGAAGAGUCGUACCUGCUGGAGCGUGCAGAUUACAAUGACAAUGUGGAACGUCCCAUCAGACUCAAUAACAACACUGUGCUGCUCCCGUCCUCAGUCUAAUUCAUUUUGUUUUCAUUAGUUUGACUGUGGACUGACAUUCUGAAUUUAAGGCAUGCUUGGAUAUUUUUGUAAAAAUAUUUGACAUUUAUACAGAUCUUAUUUCUUGAUGCUGAUUUUGAACAUAAAUUUUUGUUUUUAUAAUAUUUAAUAAAAUAACCAUUUUUCAAGUGAAAA